CUCAACUUUUUUCGAGCCAUCCAAUCCCUUCCUCCUCUCCCUCACUCCUUUCUCUUCUUCAAGACCUCGGUUUCUUGUCAAAUACCUUCACAAUGGCUGACGAUCACCAUGAUGUUACCUUCGAGUCGGCCGACGCCGGUGCCUCGCUCACCUACCCCAUGCAGUGCUCUGCUCUGCGAAAGAACGGGUUUGUCGUGAUCAAGAACCGCCCUUGCAAGAUUGUCGACAUGUCCACCUCCAAGACCGGCAAGCACGGUCACGCCAAGGUCCAUCUCGUCGCUCUCGACAUCUUCACCGGCAAGAAGUACGAGGAUCUUUGCCCUUCCACCCACAACAUGGACGUUCCCAACGUCACCCGCCGCGAGUUCCAGCUGCUCGACAUCUCCGACGAUGGCUUCCUUUCCCUCAUGAACGAUGAUGGUGACACCAAGGACGACGUCAAGAUGCCCGACGGUGAGAUUGGCGACAAGAUCAACAAGCUCUUCAAGAUUGAUGAGAAGGACACCAACGUCGUCAUCCUUACCUCCAUGGGUGAGGAGGCCGCCGUUGAGGCCAAGGAGGCUCCCGGCCAGAACUAAAUCGCCUAACCUUUAAUCCGCACCCGACUUGAAGUGGUCCCUGGCCCCUCGGAACGCCAUCGAAAGAUGACAUAGACUGGGGGAUCCCUUUUUUUGAUGAAAUCUUGGCGCAUCAAUAUCCAUGGGCCAUGGGUUGGGCGUUGCGCAGAAGGAUUCUACCUGGACAGGAUUGUCUGCUGGUUAUGAUAAACGGCAAUCCUUAACACCCGAGCCUUUUGGCUCAAAACUAUUUCCCUUUGUUCCUAGCUCACAAGCUGCACAUGCCAUCAUGUCACGAAUUCGUAGCGGCAACUUUAUGAGAGAAAAAAAAAAUGGGAGAGCUUUGGAGUUGACAAACAUCUGUCCGAUAGAAGGCUAUUAAAACCUUUGGCAGGAUUG
Fusarium vanettenii 77-13-4 is the source of this 956-nucleotide messenger RNA. RefSeq lists its product as uncharacterized. Gene Ontology annotation, molecular function: translation elongation factor activity; RNA binding; ribosome binding. Gene Ontology annotation, biological process: positive regulation of translational termination; positive regulation of translational elongation. The record is from RefSeq and is a predicted model, not a curated record. The coding region runs from base 93 to 578 and encodes 161 amino acids. The transcript has 4 exons. Lineage: Eukaryota; Fungi; Ascomycota; Sordariomycetes; Hypocreales; Nectriaceae.